GAGCGCGGCUGAGCGACGCGCGCGCCUCUAUUUUUUGCCACGGGGGCCGGUACUCAGGCGCACACGAGCCAGCGGAGCCAGCAUGCCGGUCGCACGGAGCUGGGUUUGUCGGAAGACCUAUGUCACCCCGCGGAGACCCUUCGAGAAGUCUCGGCUCGACCAGGAGCUGAAGCUGAUUGGCAACGCGCUGCUGCGGCGGCUGGUCCGCAUUGGGGUGCUGGAUGAGGGCAAGAUGAAGCUGGAUUACAUCCUGGGCCUGAAGAUCGAAGACUUUCUGGAGAGGCGCCUGCAGACCCAGGUCUUCAAGCUGGGGCUGGCCAAGUCCAUCCACCAUGCCCGAGUGCUGAUCCGGCAGCGCCACAUCAGGGUCCGCAAGCAGGUGGUGAACAUCCCAUCCUUCAUCGUCCGCCUGGACUCCCAGAAACACAUCGACUUCUCCCUCCGCUCACCUUACGGAGGAGGACGCCCAGGCCGCGUGAAGAGGAAGAACGCCAAGAAGGGCCAGGGCGGGGCUGGAGCUGGCGAGGAUGAAGAGGAGGAUUAAGCCCACCCAGCCCCUCCUGGGUCUAGUUUCCCAAUCAAAUAAUAAAAAUAAUCAAGAAGGUGGAA
Messenger RNA from Echinops telfairi (small Madagascar hedgehog), 609 nucleotides. RefSeq names its product ribosomal protein S9 (gene RPS9). Lineage: Eukaryota; Metazoa; Chordata; Mammalia; Afrosoricida; Tenrecidae. The transcript has 4 exons. The record is from RefSeq and is a predicted model, not a curated record. Gene Ontology annotation, cellular component: cytosolic small ribosomal subunit. The coding region runs from base 83 to 544 and encodes 153 amino acids. Gene Ontology annotation, biological process: translation; positive regulation of translational fidelity. Gene Ontology annotation, molecular function: rRNA binding; structural constituent of ribosome.